Messenger RNA from Sesamum indicum (sesame), 1320 nucleotides. RefSeq names its product ornithine decarboxylase. NCBI's taxonomy places the organism in Eukaryota, Viridiplantae, Streptophyta, Magnoliopsida, Lamiales, Pedaliaceae. Gene Ontology annotation, cellular component: cytoplasm. The record is from RefSeq and is a predicted model, not a curated record. Gene Ontology annotation, molecular function: ornithine decarboxylase activity.
UUGUAUUCUUCAUCAAAACGCAGACGUACUAAACCUUAUCCAUGGCUCCCCAGUCGACCAACAGCAAGAAAUCCACCCUCAUGCCCCUCCUCUCCGCCGCAUCUCAGCCCCCAUCGACGCCCAAAUACGAUUCUCCACUUCCGAACAAUACCCUUUUUGAUUUUAUACAGUCCAUCAUAGUCAACAAACAGGAGAAUAAAGAACCCUUUUACGUGCUGGACUUGGGUGUGGUCGCUUCCUUAAUGAACCGAUGGACUCGCAACCUCCCCAACAUCCGACCCUUUUACGCCGUCAAAUGCAACCCCGAUGCUUCAUUCCUCAGCGCAAUGGCCGCACAUGGCUCGAACUUCGACUGUGCAAGCCGAGCUGAGAUUGAAGCCGUUUUGUCGCUUGGUGUAUCUCCGGAUUGUGUAAUCUUCGCCAACCCAUGCAAACCGGUGCCGCACAUCAAAUACGCAGCAGAAGUCGGCGUCAAUCUCACAACAUUUGAUUCGGAGUUUGAAGUUCUGAAGAUCCGAAAACACCACCCGAAUUGCGAGUUGCUGAUUCGGAUCAAAGCCCCGGAUGAUGGAGAUGCUUCGUUCCCCUUGAGUAAAAAAUACGGUGCUCUACCGGAGGAAGUCGAGCCGCUGCUCCGAGCUGCUCAAGCAGCGCAGCUCCCAGUUGUCGGCGUUUCUUUCCACAUUGGCAGUGGCGCGAGGCGUGCAGACGCAUACAGAACCGCUAUUGAAGCGGCUCGAAAAGUGUUCGAUACAGCGGCUCAUAUUGGCUUAAGUAAACUGCGGUUGCUCAAUCUCGGCGGCGGCUUCACGUCCAGAGGACAGUUAUUUGAAGCCGCAGCAGAAACUAUAAAUGCUGCUGUAACAGAAUACUUUGGGGGUGAACCAGGAUUGACCGUCAUGGCCGAGCCGGGGCGGUUCUUUGCCGAGUCGGUGUUCACGUUGGCUACCAACAUAAUCGGGAAACGCGUGAGGGGUGAGGUCCGAGAGUACUGGAUAAACGACGGGAUCCAUGGGUCAAUGAACUUCCGAUAUUUUCAAUAUGUGCCGUUAUCGACGCCGUUUGCAUGCAUGUCGAGGCCGGAAAAUCUGAUGUGUCAUGGAGAGAUGACGUACAAGUCGACAGUGUUUGGGCCCACCUGUGAUGCCUCAGAUGUAGUGUUCACCGAGCACCAGCUCCCGGAGCUGCAGCUCAAUGAUUGGCUGAUUAUUCCGAAUAUGGGUUCGUACACUAGGGCUCUGGCGUCUUACUUCAAUGGGUUCAACCCUAGUACCAGUUUGACCUACGUGACUUACUCCAAACCCACUUAGCUCUCUCACG